This is a messenger RNA of Xenopus laevis (African clawed frog), 1863 nucleotides long. RefSeq names its product putative nuclease HARBI1 (gene harbi1l.S). The record is from RefSeq and is a predicted model, not a curated record. Lineage: Eukaryota; Metazoa; Chordata; Amphibia; Anura; Pipidae. The coding region runs from base 429 to 1391 and encodes 320 amino acids. The transcript has 5 exons.
CGAGGGGCUGCUCUGUUGUGUGUUUUAGUGGGCCGCUCGCUGUCUGACAAGAUGCGGGGGCGCACUGCUUCACUAUGCUAUUAAUCAAAGCCGCCAGCGUCAGUACCUGAUCUGUCCAGCGCGGCCACCUAAUUAGUUUACUAAUCCGUGAGCAGCGUCUGCUUCAUGUAAUCAUCCCUCUGCUCUGUCUCCGUGUUCCUCCCCCACUCUCUGGAAUGGCAGCAAGACGCUCAAGUUUGCAGCCUCCUCCCACCUCCAUAUAGCAGUGUAAUGUAACAGAGCAGAGAGAGAGAGGGAGGAGGACUGCAGAAACUUUGAAUUAGUGGACAGGACACCUGUGUGAUCUCACGACAGGCUGCUUUCUUUACAAACAAACAGGAGAGCUGAAUUAUUCUUCUGGGAAGCUGGUGAGAGUUUUGAGUCCAGUAAUGGACCUGCAUCCCAUGAUUCACAUACACGAACAAGGAACACAGCAAGAAAUUCUGCAGGAGGAUUCCAAUGCAAAUCAGAGGCACAGAGAACGCAUUUUUAGACCAAGAGUAUCCCUGUUUGGUUUAAAUGAGGAAGAAGUUCGAUCUAGGUACCGCUUCAGCACUGAAGUUAUUCUGGAGCUUUUUGAACAAAUCCAGCAAGAUAUAGAGCCUAACUGUGAGCGAAACCAUGCUGUUCCAGGAAUGGUGAAAUUAUUAAGUGCCCUUCAUUAUUUCGCCUCGGCAUCAUUUCAAGAUAAAGCUGCAUUACAAACAAUUAAAGAUGACUUCCACAAAAUCUCAUCUUUUCCCAAUGUUAUGGGGGUAAUUGACUGCACUCAUGUUGCUCUGUCCCCUCCUACAGAAGACAUUUAUAGAAACAGUAAAAAUUUUCACUCGUUGAAUGUGCAGAUGGUGUGUGCAGCCGAUAUGAGGAUUCUUAACUUGGUCGCUGGUUAUCCUGGAUCAACCCAUGAUUCCUAUAUUUUAAAACAUUCAAGCUUGCAUUCAAUUUUGACAUCUGAAAAUUUACCAAAAGGUUGGAUCCUUGGUGAUGAUGCAUAUCCUCUGACAGAAUACUUACUAACACCUGUUAAGGAUGCAAAGACAAAGGCAGAAGAACAAUAUAAUGCUGCACACAAAUUAGCUCACUCCAUCAUUGAGCGUACAUUUGGAUCUAUUAAAAGUCGCUUCCGGUGUCUAGAUCGAUCAGGUGGAGUACUACAGUAUUCUCCAGAAAAGGGAGCUCAGAUUAUCCUGGCUUGCUGCAUUUUGCAUAACUUGGCGGUCAGUCGCAACUUGCAUGUUGACAUUCUUGAUGAUCUUGAGGCUCCACCCCCAGUUCCACCAGUUGCAGAACAGGAUAAAACACAAGCUGCAAAAAGAACCAGAAUUCGAGUUAUCAACCAAUAUUUCACAUGAGAUUUCUCACCUUGGAAUGGAAUAUACCUGCUUCCUUUGAAUGUAGAUGACUGCUUCUCCUCCCCUUCAUGAAAAAUGACAGAAUCACCUCUUUGCUUCAGUGCUACAUAUUACUAGGUCGUUAACAAUUUAUUAAUUUUUCACCUGCUAGCAUUCCUCAAAAUGAACUUAUUAACAGAAAGAUUUAUCUAGCUAUAUAUAUGUAUCAGUAAUAGGUCUUGUAGAGAUCGCUGGAAAGUGUUCUUCUUUCUUUUGAUUUCUUGGCAGAGCAUUGUGGAUUUGGUUAGCUACUACAGUUGAGAAGUAUAUUGUACAGACUGUCAAAUGAUUUUCAGUUACAAGCAGAUAUAGAGGUCUAUAUAAACAUAGCUAACAGGCUCUUCACUUGAUAAACCCUUUUGUUCAUUCAAAAGCCAUUGUCAUUUCUGUUUAUUUGCUCUACUUACACAUUAAACAAAACACUAUUUUGUAA